UGUAAGAAAAACAAAAAUGAAUACUGAAAAAAUUCAGAAAAAAGAAAAACACCAUCAACAACACCUUCUAGUCCCUUUUUCAAUUGGAAAGCUUUAUAUUGGCCCGAAAUUGUUAAAGAAUGAGUUGGAAGAUGAAAAGGAUUUGAAAAUGCAUUUUUCAAUUAAAUUGGAUGAAGGAAUGGCUAGAGGAAAUUUUUGGAUUGAAACGAAGGGAAAGAAUAAUGUAGAAGAGAUUUUGAUGUUUGGAGAAGAUUUGCUUUUUAUAAAGCUGGAUGUUGGAGAAAUUGAUAUGAUUGAAAUGAAAAUUAAUAAUAAUUUUGAUUCGGAUAACAAAGACAUUGAAGUUGUAAUAAGUUCAAUUGCUUGCCGACUGCCGGGUAACAUCAGCUCUCCAGAUCAGUUUUGGGCAUUACUCAAGGAGGGUAGAUCUACUAAUCAACGAAUACCAGCCACUCGAAUAGCUGAAAGGAAUUUCCUUAUUCGAGGGGAAUUUAAUGGAGGAAAUGUUCCAGUUGAGGGUGGCCAUUUUCUUAAUUUUGAUUUGGCCCGUUUCGAUGCCAAUUUCUUCGGCCUCUCAGCCCUGGAAGCAGCGGCAUUAGACCCUCAACAACGCCUUUUGCUAGAAUGUGCCUGGGAAUGUGUAGAACAGGCAGGCUGUAAUUCCCCAAAGGACUUGGAACAAUGUGGAGUUUUUAUUGGAUUUAUGAGUAAUGAAUACCCAGAUUUAUCUGAACAACAAGGCAACGCGCUUCAAAUGUUGGGAACGUCGGCAUCCGCAUUUUCUGGACGUUUGGCCCAUUUUUUGGAUUGCAGGCAAUUUUUUGGAGAAUUUCUUCAAAUUUUCUUCAAAUUCUAG
This is a messenger RNA of Meloidogyne enterolobii, 856 nucleotides long. NCBI's taxonomy places the organism in Eukaryota, Metazoa, Nematoda, Chromadorea, Rhabditida, Meloidogynidae. The record is from the annotation of a GenBank genome assembly.